AUGUCUCGGCAAUUGCUCUGUUCUGCGGUGCUGCUCCUCUUCCUGCUGCAUAUCAGCAGCGGCAGUGGCGUUGCGCACGCUGAGCAUGAGGAGAAACCAAAGGCAGUGCAACUGCCACAGGGGAUCGAGCUUUUCGUGCCAAAGAAGACAAAGGUGGAAAAGGAGGGCGCCGCUGGGCCGAAGGAUUCCUUCACCUCGCCUUCUCUCGUCCGUGUCGGUGGGGUAAUGGUUGCGUUCGCCGAAGCUCACCUCAAGUUUGAUGACCCCCAUAAGCAAGCAACGUGGCUUUCGUUUUCUGAUGGUGUGGCAGGGUACAUCAACGCCGCGGAGGGCUUUUCUUCCUUUGCCUCUGAGGUGGGUAAGCCGACAUGGAAGGCAUACACCGUCUUUGGAAGAAAGAGCAAGGUGGAUCAUGUGGGCGUCGUGUCCCGACCCGAAGCAGUUGUAAAGGGCAACAAGGUCUUCCUCCUUAUUGAAAGCUAUGAGAUGAUCUUCGAGAAGACUGAGGAUUACUGGCGGGGAGACAAUAGUGGGCUGGAUUUGGUGGUGGGUGAGGCAGCGCAGCCCAAGGGCGGCAGUCAAGGUGAAAUGGUCAAGUGGGACCCACCCAUCUCGCUGCUCUCGCAGGCCCUCAAAGCCGGUAAAGAGAAAGGCCUGAACGACUUAUGGAGUGGCGGUGGUGCAGGCGUUGUGAUGGACGACGGCACGAUUGUGUUUUCUCUGGUGGCGCGCAAGGAGGAAGGGGACUUUGUCUCCACUGUCAUUUAUUCGAAGGACGGCAAAACUUGGACGCUUGCAAAGGGGACGUCCCCUGAGGGCUGCGCUGAGCCCCGCAUCGUCGAGUGGGAAAAGGGGCAACUUGUGAUGGUUGCUACUUGUAUGCGUGCGCACAAGGUGUUCGAGUCGAGGGACAUGGGAGCAACGUGGAAGGAUGCCGUCGGGGCAAUCUCACGCGUGCGGAGCGAUUUUAUAUUGGACCCUUCGCAACGAGAUCGGCGUGUGAGUUCCCUCAUCACCGCGACCAUUGCUGGGACGAAGGUCAUGCUGUACACUCAGCAAGAGCACUCGUUCGAGGAGGCGAGGGCAAAGGAACUCUUCCUUUGGGCCACUGACAACAAACGCGCAUUUCAUGUCGGCCCAAUUUCCGUCGACGCCGAUUUGUAUCCGCCGUUCGCCAACGCCCUGCUGCACUCGAAUGAUGAAUUGUACCUUUUGCAAGAGAAGGGACAUGGGGGGAGCAGGAGCCUGGUUCUUGUCUCCCUGACGGAGGAGCUGAAAAAGAUCAAGUCCGUCUUGACGGCUUGGGCAAAGCUGGACGCCGCCUUCUCCAAGUUGUCUGUGCCCACGGCCAAUCUGGUUGGGCUUUUGACUGACGUGUCGAGUGAUGAAACGUGGGUUGACGAGUACCUUUGCUUGAACGCCACCGUGACGGAAGGAACUAAGGUCAAAAAUGGCUUUGAGUUCGCUGGGCCCGACUCCCACGCCGUGUGGCCCGUGAACACGUGGGACUACGGUUAUUUGUACGGCUUUGUGAAUUACGGGUUCGCGAUUGUGGCGACGGUGAAGAUUACCCAGGUUCCGAGGGAGAGCGUUUCUCUGCUGGGAGCGAGGCUGGAGGACGACAAAAGCACGGUGCUGGUGGGGCUGUCGUACAACAAGGAGAAACAGUGGGAGACUGUCUUCAACGGCGCGAAGGCGGCGAAGGGCACGUGGGAGCCGGGGAAGGAGUACAAGGUGGCGCUCAUGCUGCAGGGCAACAAUGGCUCCGUGUACGUGGACGGCAAGCUGGUGGGGAGUUCCGACGCGAUACCGACGCCCGAGAAGCGGCCACACGAAAUCUCGCACUUCCACUUUGGAGACGAAGAUGACGGCAAAGACAGAGGCGGCUCGGUGGCGGUGACGAACGUCCUUCUGUACGACCGUCCGCUGGCCGACGCGGAACUCAAAAAGGUCGACGACAACAACGACGUGCCGGUACAACAUGAAGAUGCCGGUUCCCCUGAUGAAGACGGAAAGGGGAAGAAGGAAGGAGGGCACAAAGGCGACGGCUCCAUGGGCGCGGGUGUGUUUGGGGCGGUCCUGCUGCUGUUGGGGCUAUGGGGCUUUGCGGCUGUAUCCUAA
Molecule: messenger RNA, 2121 nt
Organism: Trypanosoma conorhini
Lineage: Eukaryota; Euglenozoa; Kinetoplastea; Trypanosomatida; Trypanosomatidae
Product: group II trans-sialidase superfamily
Exons: 1
Coding region: 1-2121 (706 amino acids)
Biological process (GO): ganglioside catabolic process; oligosaccharide catabolic process
Cellular component (GO): intracellular membrane-bounded organelle; cytoplasm; membrane
Molecular function (GO): exo-alpha-sialidase activity
Source: RefSeq, a predicted model, not a curated record